Molecule: messenger RNA, 2667 nt
Organism: Phoenix dactylifera (date palm)
Lineage: Eukaryota; Viridiplantae; Streptophyta; Magnoliopsida; Arecales; Arecaceae
Gene: CSLC6
Product: Cellulose-synthase-like C6
Cellular component (GO): Golgi apparatus
Molecular function (GO): glycosyltransferase activity
Source: RefSeq, a predicted model, not a curated record
UCUCUCCCAUCUAAUACUAGAGAGAGAGAGAGAGAGAGAGAGAGAGAGAGAGAGAUCUGGAUGUCUCCGCCUCCGCCCAACUACGAGUUUCAGGAAUGGUGGAAUAAGGAGCGCGAGAAGGUCUACGGCCUCCUCGCCUCGCCGCCCGACGACCCCUCCAUCACCUCCUCCUCCUCCGCCGACGCCGCCUGGGCCGCCGUCGAGGUACGCACCCCCACCACCCCCGUUGCCGCCGGCAAGUCCCGCGGCCGCAGCCCCCGCCAGCUCUCCUGGCUCCUCCUCCUCCGCCUCCACCACUCCGCCGCGCUCCUCGCCUCCCUCCCCGUCCGCCUCCUCGCCCUCCUCCUCACCGCCGCCCGCCGGAUCUCUUCCGCCCCUGUCUCAUCCUCCCCUGACUCUCGCCUCUACCGCGCGAUCCGUGCCUUCCUCGUCCUCGCCGUCCUGCUCCUACUCGUCGAGCUCCUCGCCUACUUCAAAGGCUGGCACUUUAGCCCCCCUUCCUACGCCUCCUCCGCUGAGGCCCUCGAGCGCCUCUACGCCAAUUGGCUCCACAUCCGGGCCCAGUACCUCGCCCCCCCGGUCCAGGCCAUGGCCAAUGUGUGCAUCGUCCUCUUCUUGAUCCAGUCCGUGGAUCGGGUCGUCCUUAUGCUUGGCUGCAUCUAUAUACGGCUCCGGGGUUUGAAGCCCGGGGCAGCGGUGGAGUACAAUGAUGGGGAUGUGGAGGGUGGGCGGGCGGUCGAGAACUACCCCAUGGUUCUGGUCCAGAUCCCCAUGUGCAAUGAGCGGGAGGUUUACCAGCAGUCAAUUGCAGCAGUAUGCAUUCUGGACUGGCCAAAGGAGAGAAUGCUCAUCCAAGUUUUGGAUGACUCUGAUGAUAUGGAUGUGCAGCUCCUCAUAAAGGCAGAAGUCCAGAAAUGGCAACAAAAAGGUGUUCGCAUAUUGUAUAGGCACCGGCUUAUUCGCACAGGCUACAAGGCAGGGAACUUGAAUUCUGCUAUGAGCUGCGACUAUGCGAAGGACUACGAGUUUGUUGCGAUAUUCGAUGCAGAUUUUCAGCCCACACCUGAUUUCUUGAAGAAGACAAUCCCACAUUUUAAGGGGAAUGAUGAUCUGGCAUUGGUCCAAGCUAGAUGGGCUUUCGUCAACAAGGAUGAAAAUCUGCUCACAAGGCUGCAGAACAUAAAUUUGUCAUUCCAUUUUGAGGUUGAACAACAGGUAAAUGGUUGCUUCAUCAAUUUCUUUGGCUUCAAUGGUACUGCUGGUGUAUGGAGAAUAAAAGCUCUUGAAGAAUCUGGUGGCUGGUUGGAGAGAACUACCGUGGAGGACAUGGAUAUUGCUGUUCGUGCUCAUCUUUGUGGAUGGAAAUUUAUCUUUCUAAAUGAUGUAAAGUGCCUUUGUGAACUUCCAGAAUCCUAUGAGGCUUACAAGAAACAGCAACACCGAUGGCAUUCAGGUCCAAUGCAACUAUUCCGAUUGUGCUUUAUUGACAUCCUUCAUUCGAAGGUAAGCUUGUUGAAGAAGGCCAAUUUGAUUUUUCUGUUCUUCCUCCUGCGGAAGCUGAUCCUGCCGUUCUACUCAUUCACUCUCUUCUGCAUUAUCCUCCCACUGACCAUGUUCCUGCCUGAAGCUCAAUUGCCAGCUUGGGUUGUAUGUUAUGUGCCUGGUAUUAUGUCUCUCGUGAACAUCCUUCCAGCUCCAAGGUCAUUCCCGUUUAUAGUUCCCUACCUACUUUUUGAGAACACAAUGUCGGUCACCAAAUUCAAUGCCAUGAUAUCAGGACUUUUUAAAUUUGGGAGUUCAUAUGAAUGGAUAGUCACUAAGAAGCUGGGGAGGUCAUCAGAAGCAGAUUUAGUUUCCUUUGCUAAAAAGGAUCCUGAUCCCCAAGCAGAAGGUAGGGGCCUUCACAGAGCAUCUUCGGAAUCAGGCCUUUCAGAAUUAAACAAAUUGGAGACAACUAAGAAGCAUGGGAAGAUCAAGAGGAACCGUUUGUACCGGAAGGAACUUGCCCUUGCAUUCAUACUAUUAACCGCUUCUGCCAGAAGCCUAUUGUCUGCUCAAGGGAUUCAUUUCUAUUUCUUAUUGUUUCAAGGAGUCACUUUCCUUGUUGUUGGGCUUGAUCUGAUUGGAGAGCAGGUAAGCUAACGACAGUAUUAUGGUUCAAGCUAUGGCCAAAAGGCUUUAUGAAACUACCGUGCGCUCACCCAACUGCCUCCUUUUACAAAAGCGACCAGUGGCUGCUUCCAAGGCCCUCUGAUGGAAGGUCACAUUGACCCAAAAGAGGAUUGAUCUAUCAGAUUGGUUGCUUUCAGCCAUUGAUUCAAUUGUUUUCCGGUUCGUGGUGUUGUAUCAUUUAGUUCUUCUCACGUGGCUAUUGGAUCAGAGUGGAUCCUUUGCUUGGCUGGGGAAGACUGUAGUGCCCAACUGUACCAAAGGAGGCAUUAUCUAUGAGUUUUUCCAUUGUUUUCCCCCUCCCUUUUUUAUGUAUGAUUCAUAGAUAGAUUUGAAGAUUUUUUUCUCCCUUGAACGUUUCAUUGGGGAUGAACUGGUAUUCUUCGAUAGCUAUCAUAUAGAAGACAAUCAAAGUAAUUCAUGUCUGUUUGAGUGAGGAGGCUGUAAUGUUAUUUUUGUUUCAGUGAGCAAGUAAAAGUUAGCUAUGAUGUUGUUUAA